CGAGGAUUAUGUUUCGGUCAGUCCUACAUUUCCCAUGAGCCUCUUUUUUGGAAACGUCAUCUUUCCUCGUCAGCCUGAAGCUAACUGGGGAAUCAGGAAAGCGUCAAAGAUUUAUAAUUCUUAAGAGUCCGCUAAUAGAUACGAACAGACGUCUAUGGAUAAAACACCUCUGAGAAAAACAUUAGAUGAUGAAACUCCUGAGCAAAGCUGUCCCAGUGUUGGCAAGCCAAUGAGUGCUGCGCUGAAGGACAGAUUAAAAAGAGCACGGCGUUGUUUUACACCCCCACUCAGCGUGGUUAAAAGACUUAAAAUCGAUGAGGACGAGUUCCCACAGGCUUCAAACAAGGAGAUGACCCCGGGGGACGAAGGUGUAAUUGAUGUCAACAGAAAUGAGUCUGGAAGAGACUGUCUGAAGAGCUUGGGGUCAGAUUGUCCUCAGCGCUCUCAAUGUGAAUUAUUACAGCUUCGAGAGAAGUUAAAGAGAGAUUUCAAGGAGAAAUCUGAAACUUUACGAAGGCUUAAGAUGGUCAAAAUGUACAGGAAGAAGAAUGAUCUGACACAACUGCAAGGACUGACAGAUAAAUGGAGGCAAUGUGCUCAAGCAGCUUUGUAUGAAUUACAAACAGAAUUGCCUACAGAUGGCCAGACGCCCAGUCUCUCCCAGCUCAUUGACCAUUUUGGACUGGAGGACAGUAUACUUCACUUCAACAGGACAGAGGAGGAAUUCACUGACAGCUGAUAUGACUUUAUUGUUUUUAUGUUAUUCAUAAUCAGCAGUCAGGCGUUUGGAUCGAUGUCUUUGAAGUGUUUAAAUCCACCAGAUUGACAGUGCAGGAAGAAAAUAAUGGUCACAGAUUGUUCUUUUGUUUGAAAGAAAUAACUCUGUAUUUCUAAAAUUACAAAUGGAGCUUAAAGAUUGAGCUUUUGUUUUAUUUAUUGUACUGUUUUGCACUUUGUGGCACAUUUCUCUGUUUGCUCUCAUAGAACAUAGAUGCAUUUUGUUCCUGUAUAUUUUAUUAAAAUGUGAUUGUAAAUAAAGGUAAAGAAAAAUG
This is a messenger RNA of Tachysurus fulvidraco (yellow catfish), 1052 nucleotides long. RefSeq names its product SWI5-dependent homologous recombination repair protein 1 (gene sfr1). Bases 155 to 739 code for a protein of 194 amino acids. Gene Ontology annotation, cellular component: Swi5-Sfr1 complex. Gene Ontology annotation, biological process: double-strand break repair via homologous recombination; positive regulation of DNA-templated transcription. The record is from RefSeq and is a predicted model, not a curated record. The transcript has 4 exons. NCBI's taxonomy places the organism in Eukaryota, Metazoa, Chordata, Actinopteri, Siluriformes, Bagridae.